Molecule: messenger RNA, 1506 nt
Organism: Botrytis deweyae
Lineage: Eukaryota; Fungi; Ascomycota; Leotiomycetes; Helotiales; Sclerotiniaceae
Exons: 4
Coding region: 1-1506 (501 amino acids)
Biological process (GO): protein insertion into mitochondrial outer membrane
Cellular component (GO): SAM complex; outer membrane
Source: RefSeq, a predicted model, not a curated record
AUGACUUCGCCAAAUGGGCCAAAGGGGGCUCUUGUCGAGAGUCUCCUAAAAACCGAUCCCAAGUCACAAAAGGAGCUGGAGAAAGCUAUAGCAGAGAAGCAUAUGGGAUAUGCUUUAGAGGCUGCACAGAGAAAUGGAGAGCUGAUUGGCAAUAAUUCCACAAAACCGGUCACAAUCUCCUCGAUUAGACUCCUUGGCCCCUCGCACACAAGGAGGUCAUUCCUCGACGGAAUAUUCGAUCCUCUGCUUAGUGCAAACAGAGAUGGACCAUAUACAUUGUCAGAAGCAUUGCAGGAACUCAGUACAGCUACAAACAAACUCCGUCGACAUGGCAUUUUCCACGAUGACAUCUCGAUGUUCAUUGAUAAACCUGACCCUACUGACCCCUCUUCUACUCCUUCCGAUAUCGAUAUAUACAUUCGUGCACGAGAGCGAGGCGUUAUUACACUGAAAACUGGCACUGAUCUUGGCAAUGCGGAAGGCUCAGCCUAUGGAAAUGCCCAAUGGCGUAACAUAUUCGGGGGUGCCGAGACCUUGAAUGUCAACGCUGCUACUGGUACUCGAACUCGUUCUGCGUAUCAAGCUACAUUCGAGGCUCCAAUUUUGAGUGAUCCCGAUAAAAGAGUAGCUGUAGAUGUUUUGUCGAGCGCGACUAGUAAGCCGUGGGCAAGUCACGAAGAAGUCCUCAAGGGCGGAGGCAUAAAAUAUAGUUGGACUUCAGGCGGUGGCAGCACACAUCAAAUUGGAUACAGUGGAGUAUGGAGACAAGUGACGGGCUUGGCUGGAAAUGCGUCACCUACGGUACGCAACGAUGCAGGAGAUACAGUCAAGAGCAGUAUCUCACAUAUCUGGCUUAAAGACGAACGGAAUCACCCUAUACUACCAAACCAAGGAUACCUUUUAAAGUCAACAUCUGAAAUUGCAGGUUGGGGACCACUAAAAGGAGAUGUGGGAUUCUGGAAAUCGGAAGUCGAAUCUAGUGGGGCUGUCAAAGUUCCUGGGAUAUCUGGUGCAAGCUUGACCGCUGGUAUCAGAGCAGGAAUGUUGUAUCCGCUAGGCGUUGGAUUCGGUACUGCAGCCAAGCCAUCACGCAUAAACGAUAGAUUCCAACUCGGGGGACCGACGGAUGUUCGUGGAUUUAAGAUUGGCGGUCUUGGACCUCGAGACAGACAAGAUGCAGUUGGAGGUGACGUCUACGCAGCUUCGUCUAUUAACCUUCUUCUCCCAUUUCCCCGCCUCGACGUGUCAACCCCACUGCGCCUCCAGUUAUUCGCCAAUGCCGGCCGUCUCCUUGCACUUAGAAACUCGGAAAAUACAAGUGAGAGCGUAUACGGCACAGUCGCAGAACUCGGUAAGGAGAUCCCAAGCUUGGCUGUCGGAAUAGGAAUGGUGUAUGCACACCCCGUGGCACGAUUUGAAUUAAACUUUGGCCUACCCAUCGUCGUUAGAAAAGGAGAGGAAACUAGAAAGGGUCUCCAAUUCGGAGUAGGCAUCAACUUUCUAUGA